AUGAUUAGAGACUUAAAAAGUCGACUAGAGGGCUCAAAACCCGCAUUUGUCAACGAUAAAAACUCUAUUUUCCAGGAUGUUCGGAUCUUUUCAAAGGUCCCAAUCAACUCAAAGAAAUGCGCCAAAGUCUUGACGAAGAUUUUGAGUAUGUUGUCCUGCGGAAAUGAAAAGUUGUCAGAGACUGAAUCGACGGAGAUAUUCUUUGGAGUUACAAGGCUUUUUGAAGCAGAUGAUGAAAGGUUGAGAAGGCUGAUAUACCUGUUGAUAAAGUUGUUGCCAGUUAAUGAGACUGAAAUAUUUAUAGUAACGAGUUCCUUAACGAAGGACAUGAAUAGCCAAAACUACGUCUACAGAGCUAAUGCAAUAAGAUCAAUUUGUUAUAUCAUGAAAGGCGCAGUUUCACCCCAAAUUGAACGAUACCUAAAGUCAUCGCUGGUUGACAAACAGCCAUAUGUUUCAUCAUCAACUCUACUCUGCUCAAUUGGAAUGUCAUUGAGGAACUCAGAAAUGCUAAAGCGGUGGUUUUCCGAGAUUACAACAUGUCUUUCAAACAAGAGUGAAAUGGUACGCUUUCAUGCCACAAUACUGCUGUUUAUACUCCGCUAUAAUGAUAAGCAGUCGAUAAGGAAGUUGGUGAGUAUGUUAGAAGAUGAUGGAGAACAUGUAAUAUGCUUUAUAAUAAGAUUUACAGUUUACAACUCAUCAUUUGUAGAGGCAAAACCACUACUACUUAAGUAUUUAUCCCACACCUCCCCAUUGGUAAAAUUGGAAGCAGUCAAGGGCUCAAUAUACCUGUUUUCAACCACGUUUGUCCCUAAGGGAGGAAAUGUAACUAAUGGGACAAAACAAUCUAACGGUUCCGAUGACAGGGCCAAGGUAAGAUUUGACAAUAGUGCCAAUGACUAUAAUGAACAUAACGAUAUCAUAAAUAGAGUGUUGGAAGUGUUAUUACACUUUUUAACAAUUGGAGACGUGUACACAUUCGCCUCAAUGCGCCAAAUUUCUAAAUUGGCACAACUAAUGCCAGAGAAAAUACAUUCAGCAAACAAACAAUUGGAGUCAUUCAUCACUUGCGGUAAUAGAACACUUUGCUCCCUGGCACUAUUAACCCUGUUGCAGACUGGAAGUUCAGACACUGUAGAGAGUCUUUUGGCGCAGGCGUCCACUUUAUCCGGCGACUUUAAGCUUGAAGUCACGCGAGCAAUUAAGCGUCUGUGCAUCUCACACCCAGACAAGUUCAGACAUGUGCUCAAGUUCCUGGCCGUUAAUUUCAGGCAGGAGACGGCCUACGCACCGAAGGCUGAGAUGGUAGAUGCAACAAUACAGAUCGUGUCAGAAAUUCCGAAAGCAAGAACAAUGGGGAUUUCUAACCUGUGCGAGUUCAUCGAAGACUGUGAGUACCCUGAAAUUAACUGUAGAAUUAUAAAGUUUCUCGGAGAAAACAUACCGAACACGUCUAAUCCCACCGAAUACAUUAGGUUCAUAUACAACAGGUUAAUGCUUGAGAACCCACUGGUAAGGAGUGCAAGCAUUGAUGCUCUAGAGAACAUAGCCAAAGCCCUGCCUGAGUUACGCACAUGUAUACUAUUCAUAAUACAGUCUACAAAUUCACUGUAUAAUUUUCAACUCCAUUCUGAUAUAAACAUGUCACACUAUUAUAUCAGUACUCUGGAGAACGGUACCGGUUCUGUAGAUUAUUUGGCCAAGCUGGAUGAUUUUAGUAACAAAUUAAAUGGUCAACGAAAUGGUGCAUCUGCAACUACCCAUGAGUACAAAGUGGAUAAAGAGGAUGUAUCUGAGUUGAUGGAAAUAUAUAAUGGGCUAGGAGAGGAAAAAGUAAAUUUAUCCAAGCUAUUAAAUAAACUAAAUGAUAGAAUAAAUGAUGUUGAUGGAGCUGAGCCACUGGACUCAGUGGAUAGUUACGUGAUUGAAAGAUUAUCAAGCGGAAGUAGCACAGACCGUACAAGUGAUAGCUUUAGUGAUGUACAAAUGGACGUGCCAGUGAAGACUAAAGUAGGUCUACCAGCUGAUAUAAUAGAACUGGUUGGCAGUGAGUUAACCCCUACCGUAGAUAUAAGACUAACUGAAGAGGAGGAAGAUUAUAACGUAAUGGCAAGGUUAUUUGUAAACUUAAAUCACUUGGUUAUUGAAUUUAAUGUAGAAAAUACUCUAAAUAAUCAAUCACUUGAAAAUGUGUCUAUUGCUCUUAAUACUAACGACUGCCACAACUCCUCAUCAUACACUAUUGUACACUCCAGUACAAUAGAGCAACUGUCCUCUAAUGAAUCUGAAGUCCUAUAUAUAGUGUUGAAGAAUAACUCACCAGGUAAUGAGUACAAUAGUGUGCUGAUGGGAAACGUACAAGUAAAUUUAAAGUAUAAAGUAAUUUGCCCGACUGAAAUAUACGAAGAUUCACUUAAUAUUAACAAUCUACACCUUAAUUUUUCCAGCUAUGUGUGUAAGUGGAGUUUAACUGAGGAGGAAUUCAGUUCAUUGUGGGAAAAUUUAGAAGAACAUGAGGAAGUAGGGACGUAUAACUUACAAUUUAAAAGACUCCAAGACUCUGUAGAUGAAGUGGUAAAGUAUCUAGGAAUGAGCGUAGCCAUGGAAAAAAAUGUAAAUAAGAUAACAUGGAUAAAUUUGGGAGGGAAAUUUCUGGGAGAGUAUGAAGUAUUGGCAAGGGCUUCAUUUGCACAGCCAAAUCAGUCGACUUGUAUGCUGAAACUACAAGUCAGGUCAGACAAUCGCGUUGUAUCAAGAUUAUUACUAUCACAACUUGAAUAA
This is a messenger RNA of Theileria parva strain Muguga, 2784 nucleotides long. Its product is annotated as coatomer subunit gamma. Gene Ontology annotation, cellular component: COPI vesicle coat; endoplasmic reticulum; Golgi membrane. Gene Ontology annotation, biological process: intracellular protein transport; protein secretion; intra-Golgi vesicle-mediated transport. Bases 1 to 2784 code for a protein of 927 amino acids. Gene Ontology annotation, molecular function: structural molecule activity. NCBI's taxonomy places the organism in Eukaryota, Apicomplexa, Aconoidasida, Piroplasmida, Theileriidae. The record is from RefSeq and is a predicted model, not a curated record. The transcript has a single exon.